AUGGUUAAUUCGGUGCUAGAUGACAUAUCGCAUCGGAGAUACAACCCACUUACCAACUCGCAUGUUCUCGUCUCCCCACAUCGGACGAAAAGACCAUGGCAGGGUCAAGAAGAAGCACCAACCAAGUCUACGCUUCCGGAGUACGAUGAAAACUGUUACUUAUGCCCUGGAAACAAACGAGCGCAAGGCGACCGAAAUCCGCAGUACGAUAAGGUCUUUGUCUUCGUUAACGACUAUAGCGCUGUUAAGGAGAGCCAGGCAGGCUAUGAGACGGACGAUAAAGGUCGGUUUGAAGACUGUAUUCAUACCAUUGAUACCAUUGAUGGCUGUAGAGUGUGCAUUUUGUUGCUAAAUAAAUCAGUAGCGUCCCUAUCAACACGGUUUCUCCAAGCCCAGCCAGUCAAGGGCAGAUGCUAUGUCUUGACAUUCUCUGCCAAACACAAUCUCACACUUGCAGAUCUCUUGCCGCAGGAGAUUGUCCCUAUCAUAGAGGUUUGGACGGAUAUUUACGCACUUCAUCUGUCACCAAAAUCAUGCCUGUACAAAUCGGAUGCAAUUGCGGGGAUUUCAACCGACUCACCAGCAAGGCAAAUAUCUAGUCCAAGGGAGCAAUAUAGAUAUAUGCAAAUAUUCGAAAAUAAGGGAGCAACAAUGGGGUGUUCCAAUCCUCAUCCGCAUGGUCAAAUAUGGACAACUAGCUCCCUGCCCGAAGAACCCUCAAAGGAGCUCUCGCAGAUGUUGAAAUACUGCAAGGAGCACAAUGGCAGCCAUAUGCUCGAAGACUAUGCCUCGCUCGAGAUGGAAAAGAAGGAGCGAAUAGUGUUUGAAAAUAACACUUUUCUAGUCCUCUGUCCAUGGUGGGCUGUAUGGCCUUUUGAGACGAUGAUCAUAAGCAAACAACAUAAAAGGGCAUUGAUAGACUUGAACCAAGGAGAAAAAGAGCAUCUAGCGGAGGCAAUUGCUGAAUUAACCCGUCGAUAUGAUAAUCUCUUCAAAACCCAUUUCCCGUAUAGUAUGGGUAUUCACCAGGCUCCGCUGGACGGCACGGAAGAGGAGAUUGCCUGCUCAUACCUUCACCUUCACUUUUACCCACCGCUACUGAGGAGCGCUACCGUUAAGAAGUUCUUAGUAGGGUCAGCAUACCGGAUUCUCUGCUUGCCUGUUCUCAGCCAGGAAGGAGUUAAAGGCUAA
Trichophyton benhamiae CBS 112371 is the source of this 1191-nucleotide messenger RNA. RefSeq lists its product as uncharacterized. Gene Ontology annotation, biological process: beta-D-galactose catabolic process via UDP-galactose, Leloir pathway. The transcript is spliced from 2 exons. NCBI's taxonomy places the organism in Eukaryota, Fungi, Ascomycota, Eurotiomycetes, Onygenales, Arthrodermataceae. Bases 1 to 1191 code for a protein of 396 amino acids. Gene Ontology annotation, cellular component: cytoplasm. Gene Ontology annotation, molecular function: zinc ion binding; UDP-glucose:hexose-1-phosphate uridylyltransferase activity. The record is from RefSeq and is a predicted model, not a curated record.